AACUUGUGUUAGGUUAGAUAAGGCAAUGUUUGAAAGAAUAGGGGAUGGAAAAAAAUGAGCUAUCUGGGAAGGAAGGAAAGUCUGACAGGAAAAUUUCACUGCUGGAAAAAUGUGGCUACUGUGCCAGAGAUGAAAAAUAGCUGCUUACAUCAAAAAAAGACUGCUCCACAGGAACAGUGGCACUGAGAGACGUGGUGGUGAUGACUCAGUGGUUGGACUGGAUGGUCUUGGAGGUGUUUUCCAACCUUAAUGACUCUAUGAAUCUAAAACCCCUAAGAGUACCACCACAGACAGGCGGCCAGCUCCUCCAUGUGCUUCCUUCUAUCACAGAUCGCUUCUGAAAACUGACGACAGAAACCAUUCAGUCUUUGUUGGCAAAUUUGCUUCCCAGGAUAAUUUAGACAGAAUCUCUGCCAACAAAAUCCAAAAGAAAGCUUUACUUACAUUUCAGUCUGUGAAAUGAAGGCAAUGACACAGGACUCAUCCUUGAAAUGGCAUCCAUCUUGUGCCUUACCUGAGUCCCACAGCAAACAACUCCAAAGGAGAACCACCAUAAUCAUUCUGUGAAUAAGCAGUGUCAUUUCAAGUUGUUGUCUGUGUCCUUGUGAAGAAUGAGGUUACCAUGAUACAUGUGAACCAUCUUUCACACUAGGAUAUAUUUUAUUGUGAGAUUCUUUGUACUGAUGUUCUGGAAGGUGACCCAUAGUUUUGCUGUGGUUUGUUGGCUAAGACUUCAGGAACUUGAAGAAACAGGAGUAAGCAGACUCUUUUGAAUUUACUGCCACAUAAGAGAAAUAGAAGAGAAUGACCAUGGUUUCUCAUGGAGCUAAAAGGCGGGCUGCCAUGUCAGUUGAACCAAUUCACAGAAUGCAUCACCAACAGUAUCAAAAUCUGUUAAAGAAGAUGUGCAUGCCAUUUAUCAGAGGUCCUGAGAACAGACAUGAUUUUGCCAGCUUUGAAGAGAAAGACAGCAAUUCUUUCCUUAAAUUCCAUCCAGACACCCCUCCGUUUGGGCCAAAUUACCCCUUAUUCCCACACCGAGAUGAUGUGCCUUUAGUAGAUCCCUGCUCAGGCUUUGUGAGUGUAGGAGGGGAUGCUGAGCUGCAGCCUGGCGUUGGAAAAGUUAUUGAAUCCCUGGUGGACUACAGUGAUGUGAAACCUCACCAGCGGGUCCCCACAGCAGGAAAGGGGGCCCGGACCGCCCACAGGAGGCAUAUGAUCCUCCUGGAGGAAACCAGCCAGGACCGACGGUGGAACUCCAGGGCUGUGCCAGCUGCUUUGAUCAGGGCAAAACUCAGAGGUCAGACAACUUCAGUGAAAGGUUUUCGUGCUCCACUUGACCAACACCAUAAUUUUGCAUUUUGUAUGGAUCCCAAUCUCAAGGAAUCAAAUGAUCCUUCUGCAAGUUGGAGAGAAGAAAAAGCAAAGGACUAUUUCUACAAGUCAAGUACUCAAAAGGCAUAUGAAGAAGUUCCAUGGGAUAAUAUAUUGCCAUCCAAAAUUCAGCCUCCUGAAUCAACAGUGGAAGUGAUGGCUGAUCCUGUUUCCCAAUGUUUCACAAAAAGGAGAUACAAUCCUGAACCUGAAAUAAGCCAAGUUAUUGGAAACCUAUGGGAUAGAUUUCAAAGAAGAUAUUUUACCUCUUCUCAGAGACCUGUUAAUUUUGUAAGCCGAAGCUCUCGAAUCUGUCAGAUCCCUUUGUAUACUGGCUGUGUUGGUGCAGUAAAUUUUGAAGACAUCGACAAUCCCAGUGUGGACUUAAUCAUAUUUAACCAUGUGCAAACUUCAAAGCCUCGCUACACAAGGACUGCACACACUCCAAAUAUCCCUGGAUAUACUGGCAAGGUUCAUUGGUUGGCAACCCAUCCGGCAAAUUCAAAUCUUCCAUCAACAUCACCAUCAAUAAUUUCACAAAUGCAUGGAUACAUAGCAAAAUACGGGAGAUCAUCUCAGUAUAAUCACCAGGGACCUUUUUCUCAGAUGAUGACUCCAGUUAGUCCUCAGAAUCCUUUCAACAAGAUUCAAAAGGGUCAGUCACUUUUACCUGCCUAACUAAGCUUUGGUGUCUGACAGCAAGGAGAAAGGAAAUGUGUGUAUAUUUUAAAUAAAGACCAAAAAUAACCUACAAA
Gallus gallus (chicken) is the source of this 2129-nucleotide messenger RNA. RefSeq names its product chromosome 7 open reading frame 72 (gene SPMIP7). The record is from RefSeq and is a predicted model, not a curated record. The transcript has 11 exons. The coding region runs from base 805 to 2052 and encodes 415 amino acids. Lineage: Eukaryota; Metazoa; Chordata; Aves; Galliformes; Phasianidae.